AUGUUCCACCACCAGGAUGCCAUUGCAGGUGCUGUGCAGCUCCAGAUCACCCCUUCCUUUGAGAUGAUGCUGAAGCGGGCAGCACUGAGCAAAAAGAAGAAAAGCAUGAGCACUGCCUCCACCUCCCCCCGGCAGAGCUUCCCCAAGGCACACAGGAAGAGUAAAGUCCUGUACAAUCUCUACAUGAAUCUCUAUGAUGAAGUUGGGGAAAUGGAGGCCUGGACUAUGCAGAAAGCUGAAGGGUUGCCAAAAGCCUGCUUCAUCUUCAGUGCCAUCCGAAAUGGGGAGAUUAAUGUCAAUGACCUGCUCCUGACUCUGCACACGCUGGGGGUACUUGUGACCAGUGAGGAGAUGCGGGAGGCCCUCAAAGAUGUUGACAUUGACAUAAAUGGAAACCUGAACUUCAGUAAUUUCCUGGAUGUGCUGAAUGAGACCUCGUCUUUCACCCUGACUGAGACUUUCCAGGUCAUUCACCGAGCCUUCAGCAAGAUGAGGAAUGGAAUUAUUGCUGUUGCUGACCUGCACCCCACUCUGAUCAGCCUGGUGGUUGACUUAACCUUUGAGAAGCUGCAGGAGGCAAUGGCUCAAGUCUACGUCAACAAGGAAGGGCGAGUGAAUAUCUCUGACUUCGUGAUGGCUGUAAGCGACCUGGAGCAUCAUUACGAGGAUGUAGAGGAAGGGCGAGUGAAUAUCUCUGACUUCGUGAUGGCUGUAAGCGACCUGGAGCAUCAUUACGAGGAUGUAGGAUCCAAGGGAGUAAGAGAUGUGAUGAGGGCCUCAGCUGAUGGCCUUAAAGACAGCGAUGAUGAAGCCUUACAGGACACCUUUAAAGUCAUCAACAAGAUCAAAGGCGAUAACACUGAAGAUGCUGAACUGCACUCCACUCUCCAGGCCACGGGGGUCCAUUUAACUGAUGAAGAGUUUCACAAAGCUUUGAAGAAAGUGACUCUGGAACGUGGGAUAGUGAAUGUCAAUGAUUUUAUGAUUGCUUUGUCCAACACUCAGCACUUCUCUGAUUUUUCAGAGCUGAAAGAUGCCACUGAGGCCACCAGCAAGACUGAAAGUGACAAGGUGGCUGUGGGUGACCUGCUGACCUGUAUGAACAACAUGGGGAUCCAGUUAUCAGAUGAAGAAUUCCAGGAGGCACUGAAGAUUGGUUUUGUGGAUGGAGAUGGGAACGUGGAUUUUAAAGAAUUUUUAAAGGGUUUGACUGGCACACAACAAUCCUCCGAAAACAUUGAGAUGGAAGAAGCCAUGAAAGCCAUCUGCUCCAUCAAAGAACACAGGGUGGACAUUCAGCAGCUGGAUUCCAUCAUGAGCAGUAGGGGCAUAUACUUAGCCCCAGAGGAGAUUCAGAAUGCUCUGGAGCUCAUUACUUGUAAAGAAGAUGGGAAGGUGAAUUUGGAAGAUUUCAUGAUGGCUUUGACCAAGUGUCAGCAAUGUUCCCGAACUGAAAAAGACAAGGUUAACAUCCGAAGCCUGGACUGUAUUCUGGACAACAUGGGGAUUUUCCUAACCCAUAGGGAGAUCCAAGAGGCUCUGAAGAACAUUACUACUGAUGAUUCUGGCAAGGUGAAUCUAAGCAAAUUUAUGACGAGUGUGAGGGCUCUCCGGAAAUUCUCCCAUGGGGAAGGAAAAGAGGCCUAUGUCGGAGCACUGGACUCAAUUCUGACUGAAAUGGGAGUCCACUUGACAAACAAGGAGCUCCAAGAGGCACUGAAGUAUGUGACAGUAGAUGAAAAUGGGAAGGUGAAGGUGAGCGACUUUCUGGAGAGCAUGAUCAGUACACGGAGAGCUUCCCUGGCUGAUAGGGACAAGGUACACGUAAGUCACCUGGAGUCCAUUCUGGGCAGAAUGGAGGUCUUCCUAAGUGAGCAGGAGUUCCAGGAAGCAUUGAAGCACACCAACGUAGGUGUGAACAGGAGAGUAAACUUGAUUGAGUUCAUGAAGGCAGUAAGGACUGCCCAGAGAAAGUCCCGACUUGAAGGAGAAAAGGUCGAUGUCAAUACCCUGGACUCCACUCUGGCCAACAUGGGGAUCUGUUUAACUGCAGAGGAGCUUCAGAAGGUGCUGGGACAAGUUACCAUUAGUUCAGAUGGAAAGGUGGAUCUGAAAGACAUUAUGGAGAGAGUGAUGAGUACCCAGUGGCCUUCCCAGUAUGAGAGGGAUAAGGUUGACAUUCAGCACCUGGACUCCAUCCUGACCAACAUGGGGGUCCACCUAACAAAGGAGGAGCUGCAGGAGGCCCUAAAUCACAUGACAGUUGAUGCAGAUGGGAAUGUGAAUUUGCGUGAAUUUAUGGAGGUAGUGGAGACUGUCCAGAAAUUACCCUCUGCUGAAGAGGACAGAACUGAUGUCAGUAACCUGGACAACAUUGGUAUCCACUUCACUAGUGAAGAGAUGCAGGAGGCCCUGAAACAUAUCACAGAUAGAACGGAUGGGAAGGGGAAUUUGAGUGAAUUUACGAAGGGGGUAAGAACUGUCCAGAAAUUACCCUUAAGUGAAGGGGACAGAGUUGAUGUCAGCAACCUGGACUCCAUCCUGUCUAGCCUUGGGAUCCAUCUUACCAGUGAGGAGAUGCAGGAGGCACUGAAGCAUAUUGCUGUAGACGGGGACAGCAAAAUCAGCUUGAGUAUGUUUAUGAAGAGCAUGAUGAGCACAUGGAGACCAUCCCAGGCCAACAGGGAUAAGGUUGAUAUCCAGCACCUGGACUCCAUCCUGAGCAGCAUGAGGGUCUACCUAACCAACGAGGAGCUGCAGGAGGCCCUGAAACAUAUAACAGUUGAUGAGGAUGGGAAGGUGAAUUUAGGUGAAUUUAUGGAGGGACUGAGGGCUCUCCAGAAAUCACCCACAAGUAAAGAGGACAGAGAUGAUGUCAGUAACCUGGACUCUGUCCUGACCAGCAUGGGAGUCCAUCUAACCAAUGAAGAGAUGCAGGAGGCUCUGAUGCCUAUUGCUGUUGAUGGAGAUAAGGUCGGCAUCCAGCACCUGGACUCCAUCCUGAGCAGCAUGGGGAUCUAUGUGACCAAUGAGGAGCUGCAGGAGGCCCUGAAACAUACACCAGUUGAUGAUGGAAAGGUGAAUUUGAGUGAACUGAUGAAGGGAUUGAGGGAUGUCCAGAAAUUGCCACCUGUUGAAGGAGAGCAGGACAGGGUCGAUGUCAGUAACCUAGACACCAUCCUGGCCAGCAUGGGGAUCCAUCUAACCAGUGAGGAGAUACAGAAGGAACUGAAGCACAUCACUGUGGACGGAGAUGGCAAAAUCAGCUUGAGCACAUUUAUGAACAGCAUGAUGAGUACACAGAGACCAUCCCAAAUCGAAAAGAAACCUGGGCCAAACUUUGACCAGACCCCCAAAACAGAUAUGACGUUGAAAUCCCUGCCAAAGAAAAUGAUGCUGAAACCCCUGCCAAAAAAGAUACGUGGAGAAUUAUCAGCCAUCCUCCUAGACAGGAGUAAGUGCAAAGCAGCAAAGAAUAUGACCAGGAACCAACUAGAAGCAUUCUACGAUGCCUACAAUUUCUUCACAAAGGACUCAGAUGGCAACAUUGACCUACAUGGGCUGGAGAUGACUACAAAGAAGCUGGGGCUGAAUUUAACUGAACAAGAAGCCUAUGACGAGCUAGCAUAUGCUGAUAUGGACAGGGAUGGGAAGGUGAACUUCUUGGACUUCCUGACCAUUAUUAGUGACACCAAGCGCUUCAUCCAGGCUGUAGCUCCUGAUAAAGGCAGUCUGGACAGCUUCAAUUUAGUUGAUGCCACAGGAAUCUUGAUGUUUGAAGUCCUGUCAAAGCUGAUGGAAAAGUCAGCUUUGUCCAGGAGGACCAUGCUUGAGAUUGUCAAUUACUACAGAAACAAGUUCCUGGACUGCACUAGCAAGAAAGCUUGGAUGGUCAUGGACAGCUUUAUAUGUCAUGAUAAAAGGCUCCACAAACUCAAAAAACACCAGGCUCAUCAAAAAGGUGCUGCAUCCCCCGCAUGUGCCUUUACAAAGGUUGCCCACAUUCCCGUCAUGAACAACAAGCAGCUGGAAAGCUGUGUUGAAACCCUCAGAGCAUGUACUUCCACUUCAAACAGCCCUUAUGCACAAGUACCCAUCUUCCCAUUGCUUCCCAAUCGAGAUGGUGUGACAAAGACCAGGCCAAAAAAAGACUUGCAGAAGCUGGAGAUGCAGAGGAGGAAAAAAAGGAUGCCAUCCUUUGAGAACCACUUCUUUCAUAAAAGAAACUGGGUGCAUGAGGCAACUGCUUUCAAACCUCCGGAUGACUUCCAAGAACGGCGGACCUCCCUUAGUCUGAGCCCUCAGUUGCUGGACAAGGAACGCUGGUUGACUAUAGAAAACCUGAAUGAGAUACGAACAAAUGUGAAGCAGGUAACUGAUACGUACAGGCAAGGGAUAGCACUCCAGGAGAGGAACAGGAUAUUGAAACUGUGGCAGAAAGUACAUGGCAGAGAGACUGGGUUAGAAGCAGGAAAUGAGAGCUUCUAUCACACUUUCUCCACCUACUCCUGGUCAUGGAACAUCUGCCAGGAACUGGUGACACCCAAUGACCUUCGAAAGUAUGAUAACAAGCUGUACCACAGGCAACGCUCCUCAGCCUUCUCCACAGAAGCUGGCAUUAAGGAUGGGAAAGGAAGAGAAAAGCAGUGAGAAAAAAAAAUGACCAGGCUGCCACAUGUUCUUAACUUUGCUGUUGACUCCUCUCUCUCUUUCUCUCACCACCCUCAAUUUUUUGUGUGCGUCUUGGGCUGUUAAGCUCACAGCCCCGAAGGCUGGGAGAGGGAAAGGUUUCCCCUUUGGAUUGGAUACUGGCAAGCACAAAUGACAGGUGCCCCUGGAGGCUGGGGGGGCACAGUGACUGC
Messenger RNA from Alligator sinensis (Chinese alligator), 4862 nucleotides. RefSeq names its product EF-hand calcium binding domain 3 (gene EFCAB3). The transcript has 45 exons. Lineage: Eukaryota; Metazoa; Chordata; Crocodylia; Alligatoridae. The record is from RefSeq and is a predicted model, not a curated record. Bases 1 to 4650 code for a protein of 1549 amino acids. Gene Ontology annotation, molecular function: calcium ion binding.